AUUAUUGAUAACAGUACUGUGCUACCAUAUUUUCGGAAAACUUGGGGUAACUGGUACCAACUCAGUGGCUGAAAAAUACUAGAGCGGUGGUGAUACCGGUGAUACUGCAAUGAGAAGCAAUACAAAAACUGUAUUGUUUCAGCGGUUUUGUUUAAAGUCCCAUCCCGUCCUACGUGAAUAACAUUGAUUAGCCAAUAUGAAAAGGGUUAUUGCAUUUGGUAAUCCAUUACUUGAUACCAUUGUAUUACUGCAAGAUAAGUCACUUCUAGAAAAAUAUAAUCUAGAUGUAGAUGGUCAAAAGGAAAUAUCGCUAAGCGAAAUGGAAGCGUUGAAAGAAGACAUCAAAGAUUAUGAUAAAACAGUAACAGCAGGAGGUUGUGCACAAAAUACACUUAAAAUCCUACAGUGGCUUUUAAAAAAAGAAUAUUCAGUCACUAUGUGUGGUGCAAUUGGUGGAGAUUCUGAAGGAAAACUCUUGGAGGAAAUUUUAAAGCAACAUGGCAUUGAACCACACUAUAUUGUACAUAAGGCAUACCCUACUGGAACAACAGUGUCAUUAGUUACUAAUGAUAAUCGAUCCUUAGUGGCUCAUCUAGGCGCUGCUGAAAUUGUUCCAUUACAAUACAUACAUGGAACAGAUAUCAUAACACAAAUAGAACAGUCUGAUUUAGUGUAUAUGGAAGGGUUUUUUCUGACAAAACGAACUAAAACUGCAACUUUUAUUUUAAACCACUGCACUUCACAUAAUAAAAUGUUCGCAUUUAAUUUGUGUGGAGAGUAUUUAGUUGACAGUUUGCCAGAACUAGUUGAUGAAUUUUUAUCACAAGCAGAUAUAAUAUUUGGUAAUCGAAAAGAAUUUGAUAAAAUUUGCUCCCUAAAGGGGGUUAGUGUUGAAAAUUUUCUGACAGCACUAAGUGAACACGGUAGAGGGAAAAUCAUUGCAGUGACUAAUGGUCCAUCUGCAGUAAUGUGUUUUGGACAUGGUGAAAGUUGCGUGGCGCAGGCUCCUACUUUAAGUACUGAAGAGAUUGUGGAUACAACUGGAGCUGGAGACUCUUUUGCUGGUGGCUUUUUAGCAGGGUACUUGCAAGAGAAAUCCUUAAAAGAAUGUUUGCAAUUAGGGUGUCAUGCAGCUUACACAAUAAUUAAAAGAAGAGGAUGCACAGUACCAGAGUUCUCUGCAUCAUAACAUUUGAUCCCUCAUAAAUUAGAAGGAAGUUUUGAGCAGUUCUUUUGACCAAAUUGAUGAAGAUAGCUACGUGUUAGUGAAAAGCAAGCAAGAUGUAAAGAGUGCAGCAGAAGACUUUGUUUUAACAAGAAAGAAUAGGCAGAUUCCGUAUAGAGACGACCAUAUUUUCCGUAGUAAUGAGAACGAGGAUAAUUAAGUAAUAGCACGAAUAAUGUAAUUAACAAAAAUGCAUUUUCUUUCCUUAUUGAAUCUUUGGUUUUGUUGUGUAUUGUAAUACAUAUAACGUUGAAAUGGGUAGCAAUAAAGUGAUUAAAUGCAUAUGGCGAAAA
Messenger RNA from Zophobas morio, 1518 nucleotides. RefSeq lists its product as uncharacterized. The transcript is spliced from 5 exons. Gene Ontology annotation, cellular component: nucleus; cytosol. Gene Ontology annotation, biological process: purine nucleobase metabolic process; purine ribonucleoside salvage. Gene Ontology annotation, molecular function: adenosine kinase activity; peptidase inhibitor activity. NCBI's taxonomy places the organism in Eukaryota, Metazoa, Arthropoda, Insecta, Coleoptera, Tenebrionidae. Bases 197 to 1189 code for a protein of 330 amino acids. The record is from RefSeq and is a predicted model, not a curated record.